CGCUGUUGUUCGCCGUUGUUCGCCGUUGUUCGCCGUUGUUCGCUGUUGUUCGCGGCGCUCCACCCGCGGCCUCUCAGGGUGCUCCAAUCCGCCGUCCGGGCGUUAAGUGUUCGAGGACAGACCCAAUCUCUGCGGCAAGUGCCGUUACAUGGCAACUGAUGUCUCUCGGAAUACCAUCCCAUCCAACGCAGGACCGGGUCAUGUAUUCAGACAUUGUCGCUCGCCGAGUCCGCAGGCUCAGCACCCAUCGAUCCUCGGGCUGCUCAAGACCUCUCUCUCCCUCCUGAUCUUCUGUUCUCCUGUUCUUCUGCUCUCCUGCUCUCCUGUCGUGCACUGGCUUUCCGUGCCCUGCUGCAACCGACAUUCACCGCAGCUAUGCUUGCGAUUACCAUGCGGCCCAUUCGAGUGGUCCUCCGUCCUGGCGGUGCUCUCCAGCACGGCCCUGCUUCUCUGUUGCUGUCGCUGCGAUCGUCGUCCUCCCGGCCAGGAUCGUCGUCCUCCCAGCCGGGAUCGCCGUCCUCCCAGCCGGGAUCGCUCCCAAAGAUAGCUUUCAAAGACAUUGUCCUGGACGAGAACGACCUCGAGGAAAAGUUCACCAAGGGCAUGGGUCCCGGAGGACAAAAGAUCAACAAGACUUCGUCCAGGGUCCAGCUGGUCCAUAAGCCCACCGGUAUCCAGGUGAAUUGUCAGCGCUUCCGCGAACUGUCAUCAAACCGACGAGAGGCACGGAAGUUGUUGAUCGCCCGAUUGGACCAGCUGCACAACGGCCAGGACUCGAAGAAGGCCAAAAAGGUCGACAAAAUCAAAAAGAAGAAAGCCAAGAAGGCCCAGCGAGCCAAGAAGAAGCACAGCGCCGCGACGGAUGGGCAGCCCGAAGAAACCAACAGCGACGAUCACGAUGAUGAUGAUGAUGAUGAUGAUGAUGAUGAUGAUGAUGAUCACGACCAUGAUGAUGACGGUGAUGAUACUGGUGGUGGCGAUGACCCUGGAAACGAUGACGGCGGCAAGCAUGGCAAGGUUGCAUCGAUAUCCACGAGCAGAGUCGAUGUUCAACUCGGAAACAACCACGCCGGCCGAUCGGGUCAAAGCGCUGCGGAUCCAUCGUAGGCAGCACAAGUUCAUCCGUGGUUGACCAUCGAGGCAAGCAGCCACAUUGCAUCGCACACCUUUUGCGGGGCUGGUCCCGAAUACACUGCGAUAUGGGAAUUC
Polychytrium aggregatum is the source of this 1209-nucleotide messenger RNA. Its product is annotated as RF-1 domain-containing protein. Gene Ontology annotation, biological process: translational termination. Gene Ontology annotation, molecular function: translation release factor activity. The transcript has 3 exons. Bases 376 to 1107 code for a protein of 243 amino acids. Gene Ontology annotation, cellular component: mitochondrion. The record is from RefSeq and is a predicted model, not a curated record. Lineage: Eukaryota; Fungi; Chytridiomycota; Chytridiomycetes; Polychytriales.